Molecule: messenger RNA, 1062 nt
Organism: Monosiga brevicollis MX1
Lineage: Eukaryota; Choanoflagellata; Craspedida; Salpingoecidae
Exons: 6
Coding region: 1-1062 (353 amino acids)
Molecular function (GO): palmitoyltransferase activity
Source: RefSeq, a predicted model, not a curated record
AUGGGACUCACGGCUGACUUUGCGAUUGUGGUGAUGACGCUGAUUGUGGCCGUGGUGAUUGGACCGCUGGCGUUGGAGAUCUUCUUUACCAUCGCUGAUGGCUGUGGGUACAACCUGCGUGCCACCCGCUGGGGGCUGCGGCUUUCGGGUAUCUUGGCCAAAGGGAGUGACGUGGGCGAGUACUGCGUGGCAGCUGCAACUGUAGUGAUGGUGGGCCUGCCCAUUUACCUGCACUACACCGAGUACAUUCCCUUUUGGCGAGCCACUGCGCACCGUCAUUACAUGGAGCUCUUCCUGUACCAUGUCUUGCCAUCAUUCUGGAUCAACAGCAAUAUUGCCUCAAACUACAUCAUGAGCCGGGACUGUCUGGCCUGCACCAUGCCAUUGAUGCUGAUGCUGAUGCCGGCCGGUGAUUGCUUUGUUGCCGUUCUGAAUGCCGAUCAUGUCGAAGAAAAGCAUGCACGGCAGUCGACAGAAAAACAAACAAACAAACCGCACAGGGUGUGCGGAGUUUGUCGUCUGCCCAAGCCACCACGCACGCAUCAUUGCAGCUCUUGUAAAAGAUGCAUUGUGCGCAUGGAUCAUCAUUGCCCUUUUACCGUGGGCUGCGUCGGGGAGGGAAACAAUCAUUUCUUCUUCAUGUUUAUCUUCUAUGCCUGGGUGGCGACGGUGUAUGCCACCUGGCUGUCGCUGCAUCCCUACCAGUACUGCUUGCAGACAGAGACGGCGGCCGAGUUGGAUGCGACACCAUGCAACGACUGGACGCACGCCAAGCCACGGCUGCUGUUCCUGUCCUUGGCGAGCUUGGCCAUCAUGUCAGCUUUUCUCUUCUUCAUCAUGGUGCUGCGCUCCUUGGAUCGAACCAUCAUUGAGUUUCUGAGCUUCCAGAGUGCCAAUCGCCGCCGCGAACUGCUCGAUGCCUACCGGCCCCGGGGCUUCUGGAUCAAUCACCAACGCCUGCUUGGGCCCGUUCAGUACUGGUGGCGCUGGCUCUUGCCGCUCCCCUUCUUGCACCGGGCCAUCCCGCCCUACCAUCCCGCGCCACCACCACUGGCUCGAUGA